Messenger RNA from Manis javanica (Malayan pangolin), 3152 nucleotides. RefSeq names its product BRF1 general transcription factor IIIB subunit (gene BRF1). Gene Ontology annotation, molecular function: RNA polymerase III general transcription initiation factor activity; RNA polymerase III type 3 promoter sequence-specific DNA binding; TBP-class protein binding. Gene Ontology annotation, biological process: transcription by RNA polymerase III; DNA-templated transcription initiation; transcription preinitiation complex assembly. NCBI's taxonomy places the organism in Eukaryota, Metazoa, Chordata, Mammalia, Pholidota, Manidae. Gene Ontology annotation, cellular component: transcription preinitiation complex; nucleus; transcription factor TFIIIB complex. The record is from RefSeq and is a predicted model, not a curated record.
AAGCGGCCGCGGGGCCCGGCGACGCGCAGGCGGGCGGACCAGGGCCGACGGGGGUGGCUGGCGCGCGCCCGGGGCCGCCGGCAUGACGGGCCGCGUGUGCCGCGGCUGCGGCGGCACGGACAUCGAGCUGGACGCGGCGCGCGGCGACGCCGUGUGCACCGGCUGCGGCUCGGUGCUCGAGGACAACAUCAUCGUGUCGGAGGUGCAGUUCGUGGAGAACAGCGGCGGCGGCUCGUCGGCCGUGGGCCAGUUCGUGUCUCUGGACGGUGCCGGCAAGACCCCGACCCUGGGUGGCGGCUUCCACGUGAACCUGGGGAAGGAGUCAAGAGCGCAGACCCUGCAGAACGGGCGGCGGCAGAUCCACCACCUGGGGAACCAGCUGCAGCUGAACCAGCACUGCCUGGACACGGCCUUCAACUUCUUCAAGAUGGCUGUGGGCAAGCACCUGACCCGCGGCCGCAGGAUGGCCCACGUGACCGCCGCCUGCCUCUACCUCGUGUGCCGCACCGAAGGCACACCGCACAUGCUCCUCGACCUCAGCGACCUGCUCCAGGUGAACGUGUAUGUGCUGGGGAAGACGUUCCUGCUGCUGGCAAGAGAGCUCUGCAUCAACGCGCCCGCGAUAGACCCGUGCCUGUACAUCCCACGCUUCGCCCACUUGCUGGAGUUCGGAGAGAAGACCCAUGAGGUGUCCAUGACGGCCCUGAGGCUCCUGCAGCGAAUGAAGAGGGAUUGGAUGCACACAGGCCGGCGCCCCUCUGGCCUCUGCGGGGCAGCACUUCUGGUUGCUGCCAGGAUGCAUGACUUCCGGAGAACCGUCAAAGAGGUCAUCAGUGUGGUCAAGGUGUGCGAGUCCACGCUGCGGAAGAGGCUCACAGAGUUUGAGGACACCCCCACCAGCCAGCUGACCGUGGAUGAGUUCAUGAAGAUGGACCUGGAGGAGGAGUGUGACCCCCCGUCAUACACGGCCGGGCAGCGGAAGCUGCGCUUGAAGCAGCUUGAACAAGUUCUGUCAAAAAAGCUGGAGGAAGUUGAAGGUGAAAUAUCCAGCUACCAGGACGCGAUUGAGCUGGAGCUGGAGAACAGCCGGCCCAAGGCCAAGGCCAGGGGGCCCCUGGCCGGCCUGACCCGGGAUGGCUCUGUCGAGGACACCACCUCCAGCUUCCUUGGCGAGGAGGAUGCCGAGGAUGUGGAGCUGGAGGCCGCUGCCAGCCACCUCAACAAGGACUUUUACCAGGAGCUCCUCGGGGGCAGCUCAGAUGCAGCAGGAAGCCCUGAGGGGGGCAGCAGGCCCCCCGCCCUGGAGUCCCUGCUCGGCCCUCUGCCCACAGCGGCCAGCCUGGGCAUCUCAGACUCCAUCCGCGAGUGCAUCUCCUCCCAGAACCGGGACCCCAAAGAUGCUUCCGGGGAUGGUGAGCUGGACCUCAGUGGCAUUGAUGACCUGGAGAUCGACAGAUACAUCCUGAGUGAGGCGGAGGCCCGUGUGAAGGCUGAGCUGUGGAUGCGGGAGAAUGCAGAGUACCUGCGGGAGCAGAAGGAGAAAGAAGCAAGAAUCGCCAAGGAGAAGGAGCUGGGCAUCUACAAGGAGCACAAGCCCAAGAAGUCCUGUAAGCGUCGGGAGCCACUCCCGGCACGCACAGCCGGGGAGGCCAUCGAGAGGAUGCUGGAGCAGAAGAAGAUCUCUAGCAAAAUCAACUACAGCGUGCUCCGCGGCCUCCACGGCGGGGCCCUGCAGGGGGACUCUUGCCCCGAGGAUAGGCCCAGCAGCGGCGCCAGGGUGCUGUCCCCCAGGAAAACACCCACUACCAGGGCCAGGGCCGACCCCGUGACUGGUGUGGGGAAAAGGUUGAGGCCGAUGAUGUCAACGCAGCUAGCUAAGAAGGCAGCCGUGGGAGAGGCCACGCUCCCGGGCGCCCCGGCCCUGGGCGCCCAGCCCGUCAGGCCUGCCGUGGUGGUGGAGAGCGGGCCCGUGUCGUACCAUCCCGAGGAGGACGCUGACGAGGAGGACGCCGACGAGGAGGACGGGGAGCCCUGUGUCAGUGCCCUGCGGAUGCUGGGCAGCAAUGAUUACGGCUGUGAUGGCGACGAUGACGACGGCUACUGAACUGCAGCCUGGUGGCCAGCGGCCUGGCAGCGGACUCUGCCUAGACUCGUGAGGCAUCAGGCGGGCCUUUGGGCUGAGACAUGGUGACAGACAGGCACUGCCCCUGGCCCCCACCCCGCUGCAGCCAUCAUCCGCUGCCAGAUGUGGCCUCCAUGGCCUUGCUGUCAGGACCAGGUUCUGUGCAACGUGAGGAGUGUUCUGGCCUGGCAAGGGGACAGCCUGGGUGUCGGCACGGCACCAUCAGAGAGACACUGUUUCCUGCCUAAGGAAACUGGCACGGGGCUGCCAAUGGCUUGUUGGAGGGCUGGGGGCUCCCAGGGCCCCACUCUUGGCCCCCGCUGGAUCUGGUGCCCUGUCCCCCUCUUCCCACUGAAGCUGAAAUACUGUCUGCAUCCGGCCUCCCGCUCAGCUGGUGCAGAGCUGGUCCUGGGCCUCCAGCCAGCUGGCCCAGGGUUUGGGUUAGUCUGGCCAUCUGCGACCAAUUGACUCUGCUGCACCUGCGCACGCAGCCACCCCAGUGACGCCCGUGUGGCCAGUCCCUGUGCACAGAGCCAGGGCCAAAGCUGGAGGUGGGCAGAGAACUGUGGGUGCUUCUGGCCUGAGCUGGGGUCCAGCCCAGCAUCCAUACAGGGUCGGCAGGCAGUGGACCCCUGAGCCCAGCUGCCCUGCUCUGGGUGGCUCCUGCCAUCCUGAAACAGCCCUGGGGCCUGGGCCUGGGCAUUGGGAGGCCCAUGGGCCACUGUCAGGGUCUUAGCUCGGGCAUCACUGCCCUGGACCUACCAAGGGCAACAGGCUCUGACCUUGGCCACCCCCACCGCCUGCCUCCCACGACAGCAGAGCCACGCCACACUAUCUUCCUGGGCCCAGCCUGUGGGCUCCCGGGGUGGGCUCCCCACCACCCCCAGAUUGCAGUGGAAUUUGCAGGCAGGGAGUUUCGGGCUGUUUGCCUCCACAAUCUGUAGCCAGCCUUGACCCUGGAGUUCCUGGGAGGCUUGGGAUGAGGGUCGUUUUAGUCAAAUGGAGAGAAAGAUCUGUUAGUGGAAACCCA